Messenger RNA from Abrus precatorius (Indian licorice), 506 nucleotides. Its product is annotated as glutaredoxin-C6-like. The coding region runs from base 46 to 462 and encodes 138 amino acids. The record is from RefSeq and is a predicted model, not a curated record. The transcript has a single exon. Lineage: Eukaryota; Viridiplantae; Streptophyta; Magnoliopsida; Fabales; Fabaceae.
ACUCAACAACUUGCCUUGCCCUGUUCCCCUUCACUAACUCUCACGAUGCAAGGCCUACGCCACUGCUCAAACGACGUCGUUCACCUCGACCUGUCCACCACCACCACCACCACCACCACCACCAACUCAUCUUCCUCCUCCUCUUCCUCAUCCUUGUCCAUCGACGUUGACGAAUCCGCAGAGGCACGAAUCCAGCGUCUCAUAUCGGAGCACCCUGUCAUAAUCUUCACGCGCUCCUCUUGCUGCAUGUGCCACGUCAUGAAGAAGCUCCUCGCCACCAUUGGAGUCAACCCCACCGUCAUCGAAUUGGAAGAUCACGAGAUCUCCGACGCCCUCCGCAACCCCACUCCCGCCGUCUUCAUCGGCGGCUCCUUCAUCGGCGGCCUCGAAUCCCUCGUCGCCCUCCACGUCAGCGGCCACCUCGUCCCCAAACUCGUCCAAGUCGGUGCUCUCUGGGUAUGAAUCAAUCAACUGUCACCCCCUUCUUCAUCAAAUCAAAUCAAAUA